Molecule: messenger RNA, 2478 nt
Organism: Dimorphilus gyrociliatus
Lineage: Eukaryota; Metazoa; Annelida; Polychaeta; Dinophilidae
Source: the annotation of a GenBank genome assembly
ACUUUUGUCACAAGGCCGUUUAUCGAUAGGAACGCUUCCCGAUUUUUGCCGUUGAACGUUAAGAAUACGAUGAUAGUUUGGUAAGUUAACUUAUAAUUUACUGUAAUGUCUAGAUACACUAGAUAUUCGAAUAAUAACUACUCGUUAAAGUCGCCAUGCCCGUUAAUGGUGCAAAAUAAGAAAUGCACUCUGCAUAGUUUUUUAUACAUUCCUUACAUAUUUUCGGGCAUUAAAAACCGUAAAGCGUAGAAAACUCGGAUAGGUAAAUUGAUGGAAAAUAUGUGAACCCGUUGCAUUAGAUUUUAUUAUGCGCAUUUUAAGAAAGUCCGAUAAAUUCUUGGUCAACCGGCGUGGCCUAGAAAAUUUUUGGCGCGCUGUCAGCAUAGUCGGAUCGCGUGACAGCUGUACGGGAUGCACGGAAGGGUCAGACUAGUUUUAGGCCUAUGUAUUUUUUCGCCCUAAUUGCCAAUUAGCGUCGAUCGCGAUAAGCCGAUGGAAAGGGACUGGCAAAGUGGGAGGGGAUUAGGAAGGCCCGGUAUAAUGACGUCAUUCAGCCUAUGAUGUAACUCUUCCAGAGGUAUUAUAGACCUAUUUUUUUUAAACAAUUUACCGUUUUAAGUCGGCGGGUGAGAGUGUCGAUGGGACAAUAGACUACCAGUUAGGCUUGGGGUAUUCUUACUUUCUCUACUUAAAUAACAUCAUUAGCACAGUUUGCCUAGAAAAGCUCAAACUGAGUUCAAUUUUUAGCUUUCGCAACGCCUGUGUCGGUAAGUAUAAUUGUCAAGCUGAAUUUCUAUAAGCAUAUCCGCACCUGCACGAUUUUCCUAGCUAGGCCUAUCCCUGGCUUUCUUGGCGCCAAAGACACAUCACGUGAUUUUCGGAAUCUUGCAAGCAUGACCUUUGAUCUCGAGACGUUGUAAACCGUUAGCCGUCCUUCCCCUCAAUUCCAAGUGGCCAGAUGUUAGUGUAAUGUGUUCUCGUGUUGUUUUCCGGUUUUUCUUGUCUCUCUUUCCUGCCUUGUUAUUGUUUAUGUUUUUUUCCAUGCGGGUGCGACGAAUUUGAAUAGGCCUAUAAAUAGCCUAACCGACGCUUGACACCCAAAAUAAUAGGCAGUUCUCAUUUUAUUUUCAAACAGAUCAUGCUCGACCUACAGAAGCAACGUUUCAAGCAUUUAUUGGCGAAUGCCAUUUUGGAAUUAUGGAAAAAGGAGACAGGAUCUUUAUCUUCAGUUUUAAUCGAGGGCACAAUAUGUAUUUCCUCCGGCACUGGCAGAACAACAGUUAUUCAGGUAGCCGAUCAUUUUAUGGGCGUUCUCCAUGAUUCAGCAUUGAAUGCAUCAGCUACCUCUGAACAACCCCUUCCUCUAUAUUCCGAAUCAACAGAAAAGAAGCAUGAUUCGGGAGCGUUUUCUGAUGGAGAGAGUGAUCUUAACGUAACCGACGACCCCGAUGACGAGCAUAAAGAUGUGAAUGGCAACGACUACGACGCUGUUGAUAAGAACUGUCGACGGGGAAGGGAGACGCCCCCCGCUACGCCAGCCGAAAAAGACAUGCUACCUCUACACGCAAGUACCCCGGUCCUAGAUUUAAGAAAAGAUGAAGAUUUAUCAAUAUCUUCACCGGCUAAUUACACAACACAAGUGCGAGAUGUAAUUAAGCAGAAAUAUCUAUCUCAACGACCCGUAUCAACUCCACCUACCGGACCCGUUGCGCCCUGGUUCCUCCCGCCUUCUUCUCACCAUCACCUUGCCAACGUCCAUAUGUUAGCAGCCGCCGCUGCCGCGGCCAGUUUACAACCUCCGGCUAUCAAGAAACGAGCCCUUUCAUCGCCUUUUAUGCCCUAUUCUCCACAUCCGGUUUCAGAACCUGCUCAUCACCAGAAAGAAAAACGAUCAGAUACUUCCACUGAUGAAAAAAGGUCUUACCGGUGCGAGUAUUGCGACAAAAAGUUCAUGUUCAAAUCAAAAUAUAAUGAACACUUACCUGUUCACACAAAUGAGAGACCCUUCCAAUGCCACCUAUGCUCCCGAACUUAUAAGUACAAGUACGAUUUACAGGUUCAUCUCAGGACGCAUAUGGGUAUUCCGACUAAAUCGACUAUAUGCCCAUUCUGUCAGGUGAAAUUCGAAUCAAAUAAAUUACUCAGACAACAUAUUCAGGCGGAACACCGCGAUGUUGGAUUAACUAAUGAAGACUCCGAGGAAAAAUGAAUUGCUUGAAAAACAAAAAAAAUAGAAGCUAGAGACUUGAAUGUUAAAAAAGAAUGUUUGGUGCUUUGAACCACCCCUUCAUAAAUUUCUUUUUUUUUUUUCUAUUUCCCCCAUUCUUUUUUAUUUCGUUAGAAAACUUAUUGGUAGAAUUUUUUUACAUGUUGUUUUGAUUAUCAGUGACAAUUUUCAGGUACUUGUUUACUUUAUUAUUUAGAAUGUAAACUUUCAAAUGGAAUAAAGACAAUUGCCUAUUUUUGAGACUUAAUUAA